Messenger RNA from Ceraceosorus guamensis, 3257 nucleotides. RefSeq names its product P-loop containing nucleoside triphosphate hydrolase protein. The transcript has 6 exons. Gene Ontology annotation, biological process: mRNA splicing, via spliceosome. NCBI's taxonomy places the organism in Eukaryota, Fungi, Basidiomycota, Exobasidiomycetes, Ceraceosorales, Ceraceosoraceae. Gene Ontology annotation, cellular component: U4/U6 x U5 tri-snRNP complex; U2-type catalytic step 2 spliceosome; cytosol. The record is from RefSeq and is a predicted model, not a curated record. Bases 207 to 3197 code for a protein of 996 amino acids. Gene Ontology annotation, molecular function: GTP binding; U5 snRNA binding; translation elongation factor activity.
CGCCUCUCAACCACCAUACCACACACCGCUUCCAACAUCCGUUCUCCCGUAGAUCGCACCUCGCCCCGGCCUUCAUCCUUGCCUUUCCGUCCCGAUCUCCAAGCACAGCUGGCAGAGACGUGAAAUCACCCAUCAGCGCGCCCUUCUCUGCGCUAGCAUUUGCACUUGCACUUGCGGACCUCACGCCACGCGGCAGAGAGCUCGAGAUGGACGACUACGACGAGUUUGGAAAUUAUAUCGGAGCGCUUUCUGACUCUGACGACGACGCUUCGUCUUACGGGGGAGGCGAGGCGGCUGUCGGUGCCGGUGCCGGCGCGAGCGCAGGGGGAAGGUAUGGCCAAGGAGAUUCACCUGCUCCAUUAGCCGGCUUCGACGAUGAGGAUGAGGAGGCAAUGGACGAAGAUGAUACGGGCGCAGGUGCGAGCGGUGCACUGAUGAGGAUCGACGAGUCAGCGAGCAACGCAGUGGUGCUGCACGAAGACAAAAAGUACUACCCUUCCGCCAACGAAGUGUACGGCGAAGAUGUGGAAGCGUUGGUGCAAGAAGAAGAUACUCAACCCCUCACUCAACCCAUCGUAGAACCGGUCAAAGUGCGGAAAUUCAACAUAGAGGAGAAAGGUUUGCCGCAGACGCGGUUCGAGAGGGAAUUCAUGAUGAACCUCAUGAAUUUCCCUGAAAUGGUCAGAAACGUCGUCGUGGCGGGUCACCUGCACCACGGCAAGACUAGCUUGCUGGACAUGCUUGUACAGCAGACUCAUGUUAUGCCGAUCGACACGGACAGGCAGGAACGCUAUACGGACAUCUCCGAGCUGUCAAGAUCGCGUGGCAUCUCGCUCAAGUCCGCUCCUCUGUCCCUCGUGCUGCCUACAACCCGCGGCAAGUCGCAUCUGGUCAAUCUGCUAGACACGCCAGGUCACCCCAACUUUCUGGACGAGGUGGCUGCCAGCACCAGAGCUGCGGAUGGCGUGGUCCUCGUCGUGGAUGUCAUUGAAGGUGUUAUGAUAGGCGCUGAAAAAAUUAUUGAGCACGCGAUCCGCGAUGGGUUACCCAUUGUCCUCGUCCUCAACAAGCUGGACCGCCUCAUCUUGGAACUUCGUUUGCCUCCCAGCGAAGCGUACUUCAAGAUUCGUCAUUCCAUCGAAGAGGUGAACAAUGUGAUCGCCCGCUUUGACAAGAACCCAGCUCGCCGUCUAGGACCCGAGCGCGGCAACGUAGCUUUUGCGAGCACGCAGACGGGUUGGUGCUUCACCUUGCGGAGUUUUGCCAAGCUGUAUUCUGACAAGGUGGAUGUCGAAGAGUUUGCCAAGCGCCUUUGGGGCAACAUUUACUACUCCCCCGAGAGUCGCAAUUUCAGUCGAAGAGCGGCAGAUCCGGAGAGCAAGAGGAGUUUCGUGCACUUCAUCUUGGAACCCAUCUACAAGAUGUACACGCAGGUACUCUCUUGCGACUCGGACGACCUCAAGAGGACGUUGGCUGGGUUGGGAAUCUUCUUCAAGCCGGCAGUGUACAAGAUGGACGUGAGACCGCUGCUCAGACUCGUGCUCAACACAUUCUUUGGCAACGCCACGGGCUUGACGGACAUCAUCGUCGACAACGUUCCCAGCCCUCUGGACGCUGCUAAAAGUAAGAUAGAUCGUAUUUGGGUCGGACCUCGCGAAGGACCUCUGUACGAAGGCAUGACCACUUGCAACGCCGACGGUCCUCUCGUCGUGGCGGUGUCGAAGUUGUACUCCACGACGGACGCGCAGGGUUUUCGAGCGUUUGGCAGGGUGUUGAGCGGCACCGUGCGCAAGGGAGAUAGGGUGAGGGUGUUGGGUGAAGGGUUCAGCCAAGACGAUGAUGAGGAUAUGGCUCUAGCUACCGUCGAGAAUGUGUGGGUGAGCGAAACGCGGUAUGCUGUGGAAGCCGAAGGCAUACCGGCUGGAUGCUGGGCUUUACUUGGAGGCGUGGACUCGAGCAUCACCAAGACGGCUACGAUAGUGGGAGCCGAAGUACCCCUUGAAGACCUUCACAUCAUCGCUCCGAUCUCGCACAUCACUCGCUCCAUUCUCAAAAUUGCCAUUGAGCCCCUCGUACCUUCCGAGCUGCCGAAGAUGCUCGAGGGAUUGAGAAAGGUCAACAAGAGCUAUCCUUUGGCGAUCACCAAGGUGGAAGAGAGCGGAGAACAUAUCGUGCUUGGAACGGGAGAGCUGUACCUCGAUUGCAUCCUGCACGACUUGAGAAAGUUGUAUGCGGAGAUGGAAAUCAAGGUCAGCGAUCCCGUUGUGCGCUUUGCCGAAACGGUGAUCGAGACGAGCGCCGUCAAGUGCUAUGCGGUCACGCCCAACAAAAAGAACAAGAUCACGGUGAUUGCUGAGCCCCUCGACAAGGGUUUGGCAGAGGACAUUGAACAAGGUCGGAUCAACAUACGGAUGCCUCCGAAAGAGCUAGGCAAAUAUCUGCAGCAGCAAUACGACUGGGAUUUGCUGGCAUCUCGAUCUGUCUGGGCCUUUGGUCCUGAGGACAAUGGUCCGAACAUACUUGUGGACGAUACCUUGCCAGACGAAGUGGACAAGAAGCAAUUGUACAGUAUUCGGGAGUCUAUUCGGCAAGGUUUCCAGUGGGGUACUAGGGAAGGACCGCUGGCAGAUGAGCCCAUCAGGAACGUCAAGUUCAGAAUCCUUCACGCCGAGAUCGCACCAGAGGCUAUACAUCGAGGAGGAGGACAAGUCAUCCCUACAGCUCGAAGGGUAUGCUACGCCGCCCUGCUGCUCGCCACUCCUCGUCUGAUGGAGCCCAUCUGCUACGUGGAAGUGCAAGCUCCAGUGGAUUGCGUCGCGGCGGUAUACACGGUCUUGGCGCGCAGGAGAGGUCACGUGACUCAAGAUGUUCCCAAACCUGGCUCGCCACUCGUCACUGUCAAGGCCUUCAUCCCCGUCUUGGACGCCAACGGUUUCGAGACGGACCUCAGAACGCAGACGCAAGGUCAAGCAUUCUGUCUACAAAUCUUUAGCCAUUACGCCGUCCUACCGGGCGACCCCUUGGAUAAAACAGUCUCCCUCAGAGCCCUCGAGCCUGCCCGAGCCCUGGAAUUGGCCAGAGACGUGUGUCUGAAGGUGCGAAGAAGAAAGGGCCUCAACGAUAAUGUUAGCAUCGCCUCUUACCUCGAUCAAGACCUCGUCGUUGCGCUUUCCGCCGGAGGCUACGAUUUGAGUUGAAGGGGCGGGGAGAGGGGACAGCGUGCGCAAUCAGAUGAGCCCCGCUUUGCUUAUCGUGUG